Messenger RNA from Recurvomyces mirabilis, 1359 nucleotides. RefSeq lists its product as uncharacterized. The coding region runs from base 1 to 1359 and encodes 452 amino acids. The record is from RefSeq and is a predicted model, not a curated record. Gene Ontology annotation, molecular function: FAD binding. Lineage: Eukaryota; Fungi; Ascomycota; Dothideomycetes; Mycosphaerellales; Teratosphaeriaceae. The transcript has 3 exons.
AUGGCACCCCUCAACAUCCUCAUAGUAGGCUUAGGCAUAGCAGGUCCUUCGCUCGCGAGUCUGCUUCUCCUAGAUCCAACACAAGCUGCGGAAGAAAAGCCUCAGAUCACCAUACUGGAACGCUCCUCAGAGCUACGAUCUACUGGCCAAAGUGUAGAUGUCCGCGGCGUAGGCGUCGACGUGAUACGGAGACUGGGUCUGGAAACUGCGAUUCGAGCUUCUACGACUGGAGAGGAAGGAGUGCAGUUCGUGGAUGAAAGCAAUGCUAUCUGGGCGCAGAUGGCCGCCGAUAAGUCUGGCAAAGUGCAGACGGGCACCAGCGAUAUUGAGAUCCUGCGAGGCCGACUAGCGAGUAUAAUCUAUGAGAGGAGUAAAGUCAUUUCUGCCGAGGUUCAGGCCAAGGGUGGCAAGGGCAUCGAGUAUAUAUUUGGAGGUGUUCUUGACCAGCUGGAGCAGGACGAGAAGUCUGUGCGUGUGAGAUUUGCGAAAAGCGGCGAGCGAAGAUCUUUCGACGUAGUGGUGGGCGCAGAUGGGCUUGCGAGCAUGACGAGGCGGCAAGCUUUCGGUGCCGAGGACGAGGAGAAGCGUAUGUAUCGACUCCCGCUCUACGGCGCCGCUUUCAGCAUACCCAAAGGCAAGAACGACGUCGAGUGGCGAAGAUGGUUCAACGCUCCUGGUCGACGAGGCGUCAUGGUCCGGCCAACGCACGACCCGGAAAUGUGGUCUGCUGCGAUGUUCGUGAUCGAUGCGGCAGAUAAGGACAAGAGGCUCCUGGAUGUCGCUCAUGAGGGCGCAAGAACGGUGGAGAGGCAAAAGUCGCUCAUGAAGGAGAAAUUCGAGGGCGCGGGGUGGGAGUGCACGAGGCUGUUGGAGGCGAUGGAGACGACGGAAGAUUUUUAUUAUUCUACUAUUGCGCAGGUGAGGAUGAAGAAAUGGAGUCAGAGACGUGUGGUAUUGCUUGGUGAUGCUGGGUACUGCGCCUCACCAAUAAGUGGAAUGGGCACGACCUUGGCUUUAACUGGUGCAUACAAUCUAGCCGGCUCACUCCUCCGCAACCCCAAUAACCUCAAUGCAGCUUUCGCCCAAUACGAGACACUCAUGCGGCCCGUCGUCAACAAAGCACAAGACUUUACUAUCACAGGACCUAUGAUGAUGAAUCCUGAUACUUGGUGGGGUAUCUGGAUGCGCAACGCUUUAGUCUGGUUCAUAUGCUGGAGUGGGUUAGCAAUGCUGAUGUUCAAGGUGGCGGGUCCCAAGGCUGAUAAGGUCGGUGGGCUGACGGACUUUGCGCUGGAGAAGCUGCCAGAGUGGAACGGAUGGCGGGAGCUGUGGAAGCCAAAGGAUCCGAAAUACCUGUGA